Molecule: messenger RNA, 8958 nt
Organism: Lytechinus pictus (painted urchin)
Lineage: Eukaryota; Metazoa; Echinodermata; Echinoidea; Temnopleuroida; Toxopneustidae
Product: mucin-5AC-like
Exons: 10
Coding region: 1-4794 (1597 amino acids)
Source: RefSeq, a predicted model, not a curated record
AUGGCCUCCGUACUGCUUUAUCCGAUCGCAUACGGACUGGAACUGUUUUUGGCGUCGGCACUGAGUACUCAGAUCGCUGUCUCCCUCGCAGCCGUGCUCGUGUCGACGGCCGCUGUCAUCUACUGCCAGAGAACCGUCGCUUUAUGGUGGUCGUUGACGUCGACAACAACCCAGACAAGAACCAACAUCAUUCGACCUCAUGCUGUAGUAAACGUAACGGAAGAACUAUACGAUCCCGAAACUGACCCACCACGUGACAGGGGAGGGGGUCAAUCAGCACCUAGCCAGGACCUCCCAAUUAAAGAAAAAGAGAAAGAAACAAUAAAAGAGGAUUUGAUAUCGGCGGCGACCACGCCCAUCUUUACUGUGGCCGCCACGAGGCGAAAACUUAGUGACGAUUCGGAGGGCAGUACGGAGGGGAGUCUAAACGGGGAGGAAGGAAGUGAAACGAGAAGAAGAAGAAAAUCAAGUUCUGGAAGCAACAAGGAGGGUCAACCAGAGCAAAGCUGGCUUAAUAGACAGCCAGCUUAUAUGCACCGUUCACAUUGGGUAGCUAAACCAGCACAGCCCAGGAACAACCCCCUCCUCUAUAAACCAUCCUUACUACGCCGAGCCAGCGCAGACAAUAAUGGCCACCAUCAUCCUCGCGUUGUCGACUUCGCCACAACCGCGGAGAUCACGCGCAGAAGAGUGGAUGAAGAUGAUAUCCACGAUGGGGGCGAAAGGGGAAGGGAGAAACCUCGGAAGCCUACCCUGGAUCGAAGGUCAUCGUUUCCUUCUUCUUUGCCCUCAUCCUCGGCCACCUCUCUCUUGCAGUCUCCAAGGAUGCAGGCCUCGUCAUCACUGGUUACCACCUUGAUGACGUCAUCAUCUACGUCAUCUCCCACAUCCACGCCAUCUUGCUCGGUCGCUACCCGCCAAUCGUCGUCUUCGUCAGACGAUCACGGCUCAGACACAGCUGAAGGUAUCGUCAAACCUGUACUCUCUGGUGGAGAAUCGGAAACGGAAGGUCAUUCCGCACCUCAGAAGACACCCUCUCGAGAUUUAUCCACAGAGAAGAAACACUUACCCAGCUCAAGGAGUCUGAGUAGUCCAUUGCCAUCGAUCACGGUAAUGGCCCCAGCGACCAUUCAUGAGGAAAGUGAAGCAACAGAAUCUGCAAUCAAAAUACCAACCUCUGAAAGUCCUGGAAUAGUCGUGCCUAAGGUCUCAUUUACGACAGAGUUAACUCCGACACCUCUGGCAGAUGUUGAUGUGAGAAUCCUCGAAAGCAGGGAUCCUGGUCGUAACAAAGACGGUGAGAAGGAACAGUCACCAUCACUUCCAAAGAAACGCAUCGCAUUGCCAAUCAUCUGCAUUGAGAGUGAAUCGGACAAAAGUGACAGCGACACUCCGGCUAACACAAGCGGAGAGAGUUCUCCUCCUGUAAACAAAUCAAACGAUCUCUUCGUUAAGUUCUCAGUGAGGCCAGCUUUUGAAAGGCCACCACCGAGUAGGAGAGUUUCAGCUGAUUCAGCCAGUUCAGGGCCGGUGCGUCCAUCGGGGGUGAUACGGAAAGACAGCCUCGGUAUACCAUCGGUUGUGAAAGGGGAGAUUGCUUACCCUGGCGUCCAACGGAAAAUGCCGACACGAAGGCAGUCUGAACCAUUGACAAUUACAGUACAGCCACCUGCUAUUUGUGAGACAAAACAAGAAAAGGACCAAACAAUCUCACAGGAGGUUAUUAGACCAAUUCCGCAGAGGGCUGAUAGUCUUGGAGUUCCCCAAGUCUUCACGGGUGAAGCAUCUUUUCCAAUGAAACAACCUCAGACUGGACCGCCAGGCAAUAUGCCACCUGCAACUGUCAACCCAAAGAAACCACCAGGUGCCAGGAGGAAAGAAAGCCUCGAGGUACCAACAAUUGCAACUGAUGAAGUGUCCUUUCCCCCAAUGACAAAGACUGUAAUGGGACCACCUCUGGAAAGACCAAUCAAGCGCCAUCGGCCACUUAGUUUGAAUAUUCCAUCGCUUUCGGCCACAUCUCCAGAAGAAUGCUCAGAAGACAGACCUCCGUUUUCUGCUCCAGCUGCCAAGAGAAAACAUACAUCUAUCCUGAAACGUGGAAACAGUCAUGAAAAACCCGGUCCCAAAAAAUCUGUUACAUUCUCGCCGACAGUAUCUCCACAGGAGAUCCCACCUGAAUUCAAUUUCGAUCGCGAAUCUGAUGGAGCUAUUUACACUCUUCCAAAGCGACCCAAAAUGUUCCGCCAUUACAGCAUUGACUCAUCCGAUAUGUCUUUAAGACAAGAGAGAUACCGCGCCGCUGGGAGACAAACCGCUCAAUGUAGAGAAGCUGGUAUCCUCUUUUCAGAUGAUCAACCAAAUAUCUCUGGUGUGAACAGGACUAGUAGUGAUUUCGGCAGCCUUUCUGAUUUUGACAUGAACAUGUCUCCUUCAGUAUCAGAAGGAAGCAAGGAUGUUGACAUGGAAACACAUACAUCGGACAUGGAAGAAAGUGAUGAUGUUUUUGAGGAUUCCAAAGCUCUCGAAAUCAGCAAUGCCAAGGCUCGAUUCCUCGCCGCUGGUGGCGCUCGCGCUGUUAUGUCCGUUUUAUGCACACAAGACUCAAGUGAUUCCAAUGGUCAAGGGUCAAAGUAUUCCAGUGUUGACCUCCUUGAAGCAGAGGCCAAGACCGACUCAUCACCGUCAGAUGAAUCGCCUCAAUCAACUUCAGACACGACGCCAACAACAGAUACCCUUUUCAAGGAACCAGAGACCACUACGAUCAAGAUUGUUCCUGAAACCGAAUCGACAAGAACAAUCACUACGCUCUCCUCACCUGAUAAAGACAAAUCUGAUAUUGGUCCUAAGCGUUUCAUAUCAAGCGAGGACCUUGACAUACGUGCUUCACUUCUCUUCGUGGAGACCGUUCGGAGUUCUGUGGAAUCUGAUCUUUCGGAAGGGCGACACAGUCAUUCAUCUGAAGAAAGUGAGAAUUCUGCGAGCGAAGACGUCGUCCGCCUUCCCGCAGCCGAUUCCAAUAGUGCCAAGAGUCGGUUCUUCCAGUCUUGUCAAGAGACCAACAUCACGCCAAGGCACCAUCGUCACCAUGGAGAAGAUACCUGGAACACUCCGACAAUACCAGAAUUACCUGAACCAUUGGAACUUGAUUCGCAGGAUGAAGAAUCAACUUCAGCUGCUCGUGAUGCUGAUAUCGACGACUCAACAUCGACAUCGAGUUCACCAUCGUAUAGCAGUAGUUGGUAUGGUUUUCUAGAGCUUGACCCUUCGCGACCGUCUCUCGCCAACCUUGAUGUGGAGAUCAUCGAAAGCACCGACAACGACCUUUCAGCUCCUCUUCGAGCGGAUGACGACACGGGUGACGAGGUCGAGGAUGACUGCGGGAGACGAGAAAAUCAAGAAAGUGUCACGUUAACUGGGGCAGAGGAUGGUGGGAGGUCUAGAAGAGGAGAGGGGGAAGAAGGGACAGCGGUGGUAGGAAGGACGGAGGAUAAAGAUGAUGAGGCGAAGGACGCGUGCCCAGAGAGGGCUCCUAUUGCCUCGGUGGGGGUUCCUCUUACCGAAGCAGGGGCACCAGCAGAGGAAUCCAGAAGUGUCGGGUCCAGUAAGGACGAUGCCUUGCGUCAUCAAUGGCCACUAGCCGUUUCAUCAGCUUCGUCGCCUGGUCAAUCUCGACAUCGUCGUCACUUUAAUACCCCAAUCAUCAUCGAUAACGGAACAUCGAUGGUCAGAGCGGGACUCGCUGAUGGCGUGGCGCCCUCUGUCACCAUCCCGACAGUGGUUGGCCGACUGAAGAAGGACCUUGAAAGCUUCCGACAUCGUAAAGACCUUUACGUGGGUAAUGAACUCACCAAAAAGUACGGACUGGUCUGUGUAAGCAACCCCAUGAAAGGAGGGUUAAUCGAUAACUGGUCCGAGUUGGAAUAUAUCUGGGACCACGUGAUCAAGAAGGAGCUAAAUGUCACGUGGGAAGAUCAUCCAAUUCUGCUGACAGAGGUGGCAUCGGCACCAAAACGACAGAGGGAAAGGGUUCUUGAGGUGUUAUUUGAGACGUACAAGACUCCAGCUUGCUUUGUGGCUAACCAAGGUGCUUUAGCCCUACAUGCCAAUGGUGAAACCUCUGGACUGGUCUUGAGCAGUGGUAGCGGGGUAACGGAGAUCGUACCGGUAUACCAGGGGUGCACCAUGUCUCAUGCAGUUACCACGAUGCCAGCAGCGGGCCGAGGGGUCACCAGAAGGCUUCAGCGAAUCUUGAUGGAUGAAAGAGCUUUCUCUGUUUCUACGCCGUUUGACCACCGCAUUCUACAAGAAAUGAAAGAAAACAUGGCGUAUGUCUGCAAAGAUUAUGAGAGUGAGAUGUCACAUUCAGAUUUGACUACACCAAUCAAAUACUCUCUACCUGAUGGCUCAUCAGUCAUGCUCCGGAAGCGAGAUCUCUUCCAUUGUUCGGAAACCAUCUUUAGACCUGACAUAGUUGGACUACCUCAGAAGGGACUGGUUCAAGUCCUCAGUGACUGCCUUGAAAAGUGCAACCCAGAGUUCCUUGCUGGUCUGGAUCCUACAAUCCUGUUAGCCGGUGGUAAUACCAAACUCCGUGGAUUUACCGAACGACUCCAACACGAACUAGACAAAGGUGACUUCAACCGGACCGCCAUUGCCCCCGACAACCGCGACAUCACCACCUGGAUCGGUGGUGCCAUCUUGGCCUCGCACUCGAGCUUCGCUGACAGGCUGAUCACUAGUGAAGACUUCGAAGAGUUCGGGACCAGUUUAGUCCACAAACAGACUAUCUGAAGUCGAGGGCUCUGUGACCAAGGUGUCGAGUGUAGACAAACUAUCUGGAAGAUAAAAUGACCGUGAUGGUCGUAGCAUCAGCUGACGCCAUCAUCAGUCUAGUAUCCAGGAAAGAGAUAGGCUUUUGCCUUGCUUGUACGGGCGGGUAGAUACGUUCGGGGACGACAAUCUCCCUUCCUGAGGUUUCUGUCGUUCGUUGAGGCAGGUAGCUUGAAACCAUUGUGCCGUUUUUCUUGACUAAACGUAUAUCUAUAUCCAACAUGGUAAAAGCAAACAAUUCGCUUGAAAUUUAGCAAACAUCUACUGAAAGAUAACAAAUCAAAUUACGUCCGUUUGUCUUGGAAGAAUCCACAAUCAUGAUUUAAUCAGAAUGAAAUCCUUAACAUGAAUAAAUCUUAUUUUUUUUAUCCUUACCUUUCUUUGAAUAUGAAUUGGUAAGAUAAAAGUAGUUCUUUUCUAUCCCUGUUUUCUAUACCUAUACUCUGCAUGUAUACCUCAACAGUAAAACUCUGGGAAAUCCAUUACUUUUUCUAAAUCAAACUCUCCCCAAACCAUGAGCAUCGAUAGUGAGAAUAGAAAUGUAUCGACCAAAAAUAAGUCCCAAAUGACAUUUAAAAUUAAUUCGAAUGAAAAUGAGAGAUUCAGGAAAAUGUCAGUUAAAGAAGCAUAGGAGCCACGGGAAUGAGGGUACGUCCCCAAUGAUUAUAGUAAUCAAAAUUAAUGAUUUAAAAACGGAGGUGGAGGGCAAAAAUAAUAAUCUUAAUUGAGAAUAAACUCAGGGCAUCUAAAAGUUGUCUUCCCCCCUCAACCGCGUAGCUAGGAUUUCAUUUUGGAGGGGGCGGUAAAUGCACGCGAAGCGUGCCAACACUUACAGAGCGCGCUUCGCGCGCUCCCUAGGGGGUGGGUGCAGGAAGCCUUCGGUGUUUCAUAAAUGAAAAUGAAAAGGAGCCGUCUCUCUUGUCUCUAGUACCAAUAUCAGCUCCAAUUUAGUUGACUUUAUUGUGAUUUCGAACCUUAUUUAUAAUAAUAAUGGAGGACAUUAAAAUAAUUAUUAUCCCGCGCAAAGCGCGGAAGCUAAAGCGUUUUAUCAUUUUUUUCGAAAAUAAAAGGGUCCCGAGAAGAGGUUAUUCUCUAAGUCAUAUUGAAUGCUUCCCUUGGAAAGAUCAGAUUUGAUUACAAACAAUUUAGCUACAGUGCAUAUCUUUAACUCACAAAACAGAGGAGGAGGGUAUAUGCCGGGAGGAAGAUAUUCAUCCCCACGCAGAUCAAUUCGAAACUCUGAAAUUUCAAAGGGCGGACGUUUCAUCAAAUGCAGAUAUAUCUAUACCCAUCGGCUCUAAUUCAAUAGAUUUUCUAAGAUUAUUGAACUUCAUUACAAGGAAAAUAGUGCGCAAAAAGUUGAAACUCUGUGAUUUAUUGAAAUUAUAUAAAAAAGGAUGAUUCAUAAUGUCAUUGACUUAUCCUUAAGCGCUUCAUUUUGAAUGAUAAAGAUCGAAACUUAAGUGUCAUUCAAAAUUUCAAACUGAGGGCGCAAAAUAGGACAGGAAAUGAAUGUGUAGGGAAAUUACACGAAGUUUAAUAGAAUUUGAUUUAAAAAAUUGUACUUUUUUAUUUUAUACGACACAAAUUUUAUACCUUCCUCUUUUUAAAUUAGGAACCUGUUUGCCCCCAAAUUAUGGUUGUUCAGUAAUGAGCUGAAAAGCGGGAGAAGUUGCCUAUAUGGAGGUGACGGCAGAAAUUGAUUUAAAGAUUUUACCCGCCCGGAGCCGACCCGACCAGAGGUUGCGCGAUCAAUUUGAGAAAAAAAAGAUAACUUCAUACACUUCAGCCUAACCUUACUCUAAUUCCAUGCCCUCAUGUAUACAUUUGAACUUGAACUGGCAAGAAACACAUAUAGCUGAGGUGGAAAAACAGGGUUAGAGAAAGGGUGAGGGAAACAAAGGAGAAGUGACUGCAUUAUUGUCAUUUAACCGCGCGCAGCGCGGAAGCAAAAUUCAUAAAUAUGAAUUUAGUGAAGGAGUUUCUCUUUUGAGAAAAAAAAAAGAAUAAAAAGAAAAACACACAGAGCUACAUUUCUUACCUUUCCUCCCUUCGCUUUUCAUUUUCUCCUCUCUUUUUCCUUUUUUUUGAGGGGGGGGGGGGAGACCGCCCCCACCGCCCCCCUGGCUACGCGCCUAUCCCCCCUGCCCCCAUAUAAAUAUCAUCUGUUGCCACCCCUACUUGCUUUGAAUACGAAAAAGUCUUUAUUACCAUUAAUAUGGAAUGUUGAAAUUGAAUUCAAGUAGCAAACGUCUACGGGUUGAUGGAUAGCCAUGAUAGCUGAAGACCAAAUAAUGUGAGAAUAAUAAUUAGCCCAUGGUACACGUCCCACAUCGAAUUUCAAUACCCCCUUUCUCUAAUAAUUAUGGAGAUUUGGCUCCACGACGCGCAACAAAUCCAACAACAUAGAAAAUCUAUUGUCAAAUGUCCUUCAGAGCAAAGAGCAACCAAGAAGUCUUUAUCGAAAAUAGGUGAAUCAAAACAGCAGUUUCGUCCCGGACUCUGGACAAACGACAUAUUUGCAAUUUUUCGUCAGCUCCGAAGCCUAGAACGAAACUGCUGUUCCGGUUCAUAAAGGUCGACAAAGACCUCCCAGACUUUCAUUGCUAUUUGACGGGAACUUUUAAUACUGUAUUCUUGAGCCCGUUGUGCGUCACAACGCCAAAACUCCCUACUGUUGGAAGAAGCAACAGAAUUCUUUAAUCGCUGGUGACUCAUUAAUAACAUUGAACGGUCACGAUUGAACGUGGCAGUCUCAUUUAGGAAAUCUGAUAGUAUCGGAUCUUUCAGACUUUAUGAUGACGAUAUUUCAUCAAUUGUUAGAUGUAAGUGGCAAAAAAAAAAUUGAUAUAAUUUUGAAUGAUUAUGAUGAUAAAGAAAUCUACACGUACCCAUUGUUAUUAUGAGUAUAUUUCAUUUGCUAUUUUGUAUUUGGGCUUUUAUUCAUGUAGUUCUUAAAAAUCAUUUUAUUGUAUCUUUCAUAUUAACCAAGAUUUGUACAAAUGCUUUAUUUUCUUUAUGCUUUCUUUAAUAAUUGUUUAAAUUGCUCUUUCAAAAAAUAUCUCGGAUAACUUAUUUGUUUGUUAUUUUGUGUUUUGUGUUAUUCAUUUACUAAUAACACUAAUAUGAAAGUGGUAUAUUAUUUGGUAUUUAAAGCAUUAUUCGAAAACAUAAAAGUGAAAAUAUAAAUCUAUAUUCAUGCACCACGCACAAUUUUAUUGUAUAUAUUCAUUCACUUCUCUUUAUUUUGAGUUCACAGAUUAAGUUUAAAGGAGAAUGCUGCUUCCAUGUUAUUGAGGAAACCAUCGAAAACACAUAUACUUAUACUAUCUAUGCAAAAGCUAUCAAAGUAUUUUUUCUAAAUGUAAAAAAAACAAAACAAGUAUCUUUGUAACGAAGUUGAUUGUGAUCAGAUAGUGUUCUUGAAACGUCAUUAUUCAAUUUAAAGAGUGGAUGAAUAAAUAACAUUUCGUAAUUUGGGACGGAUAAGUAUAAAAUGAUGUGAUAUUUGUGUGCCUUACCAUGAAAUAAAGACGUCAGCCAAAGAAUCGGAAAUAACUAACCAAUGAGAGAAGUUCUGAUGAGAUAUGAGAAGUUUUAUAGCCAAUCAUCGAAAUCUACCUUCCAAGUAAAUAUAACAAGUGAAGUGAGCUGGUACGCUGCUUGAUUGUUUAAGGUUUGAUGUUAAAAAGAAGAUGGGCUGCGCUGAAAUGAAUAGUUCAAUUUUCACCAGUUUGUACAAAGAAGAUUAUCGUAGAUGUAAAUGAUUAUACCUAUAUUGAAGGAAAAUAUGCGGUGACCAAUUAUAAGGUUAUAUUGAGCCAAUAAAUUAGAGUCUUGUAUAGAAACUGCCACGCAUUUAUUAUUUUUGAUAACAGUAACGCGUUUUAAUAUCGCGUGUAAGAAAAGUGCAUCUAUCAGCCUAAUCGAUAUUGUGGAAAAUGUCUACUCUUUAUUAUCUUGCUUUUGAAUUAUCUUUGGUGAUUAAUAUUGUUUGAAAUGUUUGUGCACUAGUAGGAAGACUCAGAAUUCAGUAGAUGCGUUACAUAAUGCUGACUGGUGUAUUGCGUUGAAUUGUAAAUUCUGGAGUGUUUUGGACAUUAAAAGCAAAUUUUAAAUAAUUCG